AUGGCACAGAAGUUGGCGUCUGCUUUCGCGCGAUGCAAGGCGAGCAACAGGACGGCGUUUGUAGGAUAUCUCACUGCCGGUUUCUUUGAGAAGGACGACACCAUCCCUCUCAUGCUUGCGCUGGAGGAGGGAGGCGCUGACGUCAUCGAGUGCGGCGUCCCCUUUACUGACCCCAUGGCGGACGGCACAACCAUCCAGAAGGCCAAUGAGGUUGCCAUCGCUAAUGGCGUGGUGGGGACCAAGGGAUGUAUCGACAUGGUCAAGGAAGCGCGCAAGAAAGGUCUCAAGGUUCCUGUCGUGCUCAUGGGAUACUACAAUCCUUUCUUCAUGUAUCCUGGAGGUAUGGAACAACUCGGGAAAGAUUGUCAGGAAGCGGAAGUGAAUGGAUUCAUCAUGGUCGAUCUUCCAGUGGAAGAAGCAGGAGAGGUGUUGACCAUGUGCCGGAAGUACGACCUCAGCUUCGUCCCCCUCCUCGCUCCGACAAGCACUGAUGAGAGGAUCGAGAAGUUGGCAAAGACUGCAUCCUCGUGGAUUUAUGCUGUUUCCGUCACUGGCGUCACUGGCGCUCGUUCCGAUUUGUCAGCUGAUCUCCCCUCCUUUCUCGCCAGGAUCAGGAAGCACACGGACGUUCCUGUUGCCGUUGGCUUCGGAGUCUCCAAGAGAGAGCAUGUUCUGCAGCUUGGCAAGCUUGGUGCUGACGGAGCUGUCGUUGGCUCUGCGAUCAUCAAUGCCAUCCAGAACGCCAAGAACAGUGAGGAUCGUGUGGUGCAGUACGCCUUUGGAGAGUUCGGAGGAAGGUACAUCCCCGAGACGCUUGUAGAGGCGCAUGAAGAUCUCGAGAAGCGCUACAACGAGGCCAUCAAUGACCCAGAGUUCCUCAAGGAGGUCGACAGAUAUCGCAGAGAGUACAUCGGAGGACCCACCCCCCUCUACUUCGCCAAGAACCUCACUGAGAAGAUGGGAGGAGCUCAGAUUUGGCUCAAGCGCGAGUGCCUCGCUCACACUGGAGCCCACAAGAUCAACAACGCUUUGGGACAGGCUCUCCUCGCCAAGCGUCUGGGCAAGGAAAGGAUCAUCUGUGAGACCGGAGCAGGACAGCAUGGCGUUGCCACCGCGACUGCCUGCGCGCUUCUUGGCAUGAAGUGUGUGGUGUACAUGGGAGCAGAGGACUGCAGGAGGCAGUCGCUCAACGUCUUCCGCAUCAAGAUGCUCGGAGCUGAAGUUGUUCCUGUCAAGACCGGCUCUGAGACCCUCAAGGAUGCCAUCAACGAGGCCAUGCGCGACUGGGUCACCAACGUGAGGGACACUCACUACAUCAUCGGCUCAGCCAUCGGCCCCCAUCCCUUCCCCACCAUCGUCCGCGACUUCCAGUCCGUCAUCGGUAAGGAGGCGCGAGCUCAGAUGCUCGAGAAGGUUGGGCGACUUCCCGACGCCAUCGUCGCCUGUGUGGGAGGAGGUUCCAACGCCAUCGGCCUCUUCCAUCCCUUCGUGAAUGACAAGUCCGUCAAGAUCUACGGGGUGGAGGCAGGAGGAGAGAAAGGUCUUGAAGGCAAGCACUCAGCCACUCUCUCUGCUGGCCGUCCGGGAGUUCUCCACGGCACUCGCACCUACUUGCUCCAGGAUGACGAAGGGCAGAUCCAAGAAACCCACAGUAUCUCGGCAGGCCUUGACUAUCCUGGUGUCGGUCCUGAGCACGCCUUCCUCAAGGACAGCGGACGCGCUGAGUAUGGCGUCGUCACCGACUCGCAAGCGCUCGAAGCUAUGCAGACCCUGUCCAAGUGUGAGGGGAUCAUCCCGGCCCUCGAGCCUUCACACGCCAUCUACUACGGCAUGCAGCUCGCCAAGAAGAUGAAGAGCGACGAGAUCGUCCUCAUCAACUGCUGCGGCCGUGGCGACAAGGACAUGAUCACGGUUGCAAAGGCGCUCGGCCAUGAGGUCGACAUGAGCAGUGAGGGGCAGGAGAUGGGCCGUGAGAACAAGAAGCAGAAGAUCUGAGGUGCUUGUCUUGCUCCGGGUCAAUAAAUCCUACUGUCACGUCCU
This is a messenger RNA of Guillardia theta CCMP2712, 2040 nucleotides long. RefSeq lists its product as hypothetical. The transcript is spliced from 20 exons. Bases 1 to 1995 code for a protein of 664 amino acids. Gene Ontology annotation, biological process: L-tryptophan biosynthetic process. Gene Ontology annotation, molecular function: tryptophan synthase activity. The record is from RefSeq and is a predicted model, not a curated record. NCBI's taxonomy places the organism in Eukaryota, Cryptophyceae, Pyrenomonadales, Geminigeraceae. Gene Ontology annotation, cellular component: cytoplasm.